This is a messenger RNA of Solanum tuberosum (potato), 779 nucleotides long. Its product is annotated as 21 kDa protein. Gene Ontology annotation, molecular function: enzyme inhibitor activity. The coding region runs from base 35 to 667 and encodes 210 amino acids. NCBI's taxonomy places the organism in Eukaryota, Viridiplantae, Streptophyta, Magnoliopsida, Solanales, Solanaceae. The record is from RefSeq and is a predicted model, not a curated record. Gene Ontology annotation, biological process: negative regulation of catalytic activity. The transcript has a single exon.
UUUUGUUAAAAAAACAAAUUAUAGUAGAUAAACCAUGAAAACCUCAUGUACUCUUUGCAUCCUCUUCACCACCGUGCUCCUCCACCUCUCCCUUAUCCCCGCCCCCUCCGCCGCCCUCCUCGACCCCACCACGGUGUCAUCCGUUGACAUCAUCCUCGAUGACUCGGACUACAUCCGUUCGAGUUGUAAAACCACUUUGUAUCCGGAUACCUGCUACCACUCACUAAACCACUACGCGACCGCGGUACAACAAGACCCCGGUCGCCUAGCACGUGUCGCUAUUGGAGUAAGCCUAGCAAAAGCUAAGCGAAUGUCAGCUUUUGUUUCCAACUUAUCUCGCGAAGCUGACUAUGGAGCGCAGCCACGUGCAUUGGCUGCGCUCCACGACUGCUUCUCCGUAUUCGGAGAUGCAGUCGAUCAGAUACGCGAUUCGUUGAGUCAAAUGCGUACGCUCGGGGGCUCUAGUGAGUCGUUGAGGUUUCAAAUGAGUAAUGUUCAAACAUGGAUGAGUGCGGCGUUGAGCAAUGAGGAUACUUGUACUGAUGGAUUUGAAGAUGUGAGUGAUGAUGAACCAUUGAAAUUGGACGUUUGUAAUCGUGCAGGGAAGGUCAAGGAGGUUACUAGUAAUGCUUUGGCUUUUAUAAAUAGUUUUGCCAAUAAGAUAUGAAUGUUUGAUGAGUUUGAUAAGACUCUUUACUGACCAUGUUAAUUAGUUGUUGACAAGUCUAUAGGAUGCAUCCAUCAUAUAUCUAUAUUUAUUCAUAUCCAUUUUAAUUUGA